Messenger RNA from Mus musculus (house mouse), 951 nucleotides. It is a transcript of the gene Or2b28, whose product is annotated as olfactory receptor family 2 subfamily B member 28. Gene Ontology annotation, molecular function: olfactory receptor activity; G protein-coupled receptor activity. Lineage: Eukaryota; Metazoa; Chordata; Mammalia; Rodentia; Muridae. The coding region runs from base 1 to 951 and encodes 316 amino acids. Gene Ontology annotation, biological process: signal transduction; G protein-coupled receptor signaling pathway. Gene Ontology annotation, cellular component: plasma membrane; membrane. The transcript has a single exon. The record is from RefSeq and is marked provisional.
AUGUCAGUGAAUCGCAUCAGUGCAGAUUUCCCAGAAGAUUUCAUUCUUAUGGGCUUUACCAAGUACCCAUGGCUGGAUCUCCCUCUCUUCUUUGUCCUCCUGACCUCCUACAUGUUCACAUUGCUGGGAAACAUUGCUAUUAUUUUGGUUUCUCAGCUCGAUUCCCAGCUCCAAAGUCCCAUGUAUUUCUUCCUUACCAGCCUUUCAUUUUUGGAUCUCUGUUUUACCACUACGACUGUCCCUCAAAUGUUGUUUAACUUACAGGGACCCAACAAGAACAUCACUUACAUAGGCUGCAUGGCCCAGGCCUAUGUGUUUCAUUGGUUAGGCUGUACUGAAUGUGUUCUUCUUGGUAUCAUGGCCUUAGAUCGCUAUGUGGCUGUGUGCAAGCCUCUGAGGUACUCUGUCAUUAUGGACCACAGGCUCUGUCUGCAGCUGUCUGGUGCUGCUUGGCUCACUGGCCUGGCUAACUCACUACUACAGUCUACACUUACCAUACAGUUGCCCCUGUGUGGGAAUCGGAUGCUUGACCACUUCUUCUGUGAGCUGCCUGGGCUUAUUAAGAUGUCUUGUGGGGACACCACAGUCAAUGAGGUUACUUUAGCAGUGGUGGCCACAUUCUUCAUAAUGGGUCCCCUCUCCAUGAUACUUGUAUCAUAUAGUUACAUUGCUCAAACUGUAUUUCGAAUGCCUUCUGCGGCAGGGAGGCUCAAGGCUUUCAACACUUGCUCAUCGCACCUGCUGGUGGUGUCUUUAUUUUAUGGACCAGGGAUCUACAUCUACAUGCAACCCUCAGAGGAUGGCUCCCAAGACCUUAUCAAGGUCUUGACUCUGUUUUACUGUGUCAUCACUCCCAUGGCUAAUCCAUUCAUCUAUACUCUGAGGAACAAAGAUGUCAUAGGAGCUUUGAAGAGACUUCUGAGGAAGGCCAUUUCAACUAAGGGGAUAUGA